This is a messenger RNA of Hylaeus anthracinus, 5941 nucleotides long. Its product is annotated as tyrosine-protein kinase Drl-like. The record is from RefSeq and is a predicted model, not a curated record. The transcript has 9 exons. Bases 435 to 2216 code for a protein of 593 amino acids. Gene Ontology annotation, biological process: cell surface receptor protein tyrosine kinase signaling pathway; multicellular organism development; positive regulation of kinase activity. Gene Ontology annotation, molecular function: protein tyrosine kinase activity; ATP binding. Gene Ontology annotation, cellular component: signaling receptor complex. Lineage: Eukaryota; Metazoa; Arthropoda; Insecta; Hymenoptera; Colletidae.
UCGACGAGGAGUUGGCGCGUCCUUUCGCGGUCACAGACGUCACGCUACGACUCGCGUCUGACCACGACGCCAUGUGACCGUCUCAAUCUACUUGAAUCUGACACCACGAUGGAUGAACCGUAACCGAGCUCGCUCCAAUCGUGUCGCAUUCUUAUUUGACCGCCAAAUGGUUGCGCGAACCAGCGAUUGCCGGCGCCAAUAUUUUUAAAGUCGGAGCGGUAAUCGAAGAAUCGAACGUUCGACGUCGAACGAUCGAGGCUCGCGCGGCGAUCGAUCGUGUCGAUGAUCCGUCGCGUAUCGAACGGUGUCGAACGAUGAUCCCCCGCGUAAAAGGAAAACGAGUGAAGUUCGCUAGUGACUGUCGACUGGCUGUCACGUGUUUGGGAUAGAAAAAAGGCCGCGUGCUCGGGGCACGGUUUACGCGCGUGUGCGUGAUGUUACUAUGUGAGACAAUGCGGCGGGGUGUUGGAUACUGUAAUCUGUUGAGGUGCAAAUUCUUCAUCCUCCUGGUCCUGGUCGGGUGCAGCGAUGGAUACCUGAACAUCUUUAUCAGCCAGUCCCAGGUCAUGAAGCUCCUGGGACUCGAAGCUGAGCUGUACUACGUCAGAGAAGGGGUGGUCAAUACCUACGCGAUGAACUUUGUCGUUCCUGUGCCAGCGAACAUCGCGGACCUCGAAUUUUCCUGGCAGAGUCUCGUUGGACACCCGUUACCCUACUCGAUGGAGCUGGAUUACGACGUGGUGGGUGUCCCAGGCGGCGCCUCGGAGAUGAUGGCCCUGCUUCCUCCCAGAGUGAAUGUGUCAGCCCGAGGAGAAGUGCCAGUCACGUUACAAGUCUUCAGGAUCAGGCUGCCGUGCUCGGGUCUCGUGAGCGCCGAGAUUCCUCUGGCAUUGAGGUUGAACGUCACUGCUCCACCUGGGACCAGAUACAACGACACAAUUUUGGUUUUCAAGAGAAAUAAAAUUUGCUUCAAAGGAGUGGAAGCGCCUCCAAGAAAUGAUUCUGUUCGUUUGGAGCCAGGACCUCUAGUAAACGGUGCGGGGGCUCUUUAUGUCGCCGCGACGUGUGCAUGCGCCUUAAUAUUGGUCGUCGGUAGCGUGGCGAGCGCUCUGUACAUUCGCAACAGCAAGGCACGCAUUCAAGAAUCGCAGAAAACGCUGCCCUGCUGCAGCUAUUCAGCGGCAGACACCGGCGGCCUGGCCAGAAGUUCUGUUCUGGUUAGGGUCGACCCACGACCCGGAAGCGCGAAUUCCGGAAGUUACGCGACCAUUGCGGACCUGGAGCCACUCUAUGCGAGGCCGUGCGGUUCCAGGGCGAGUUACUACGCUUCCAGCCAUGUGACGCAUCUCAGCCAGUCGACCGAUCCUUGCGACAAGGCCAGGGCACUGGCUGUGUCGAGGUCCUCGUUAUACUGCCGCAAUCUCGUUCAGGAGGGCACAUUUGGACGCGUUUAUAAGGGCACCCUGGAUCUGGCUGGUCGGGACCAGGAAGUCAUCAUAAAAACAGUGACAGAAGUGGCGUCGAGUUAUCAGGCGUCUCUGCUGGUGGUGGAGGGCUCGCAACUUGCGGGAUUAGUGCAUGCAAACAUAGCCUCGCUCGCGGCGGCCUGCCUGGACAGCUCUUGUCCAUUGUUGGCGUACACGAGCACGUCCGGCGAGGUGAACCUGAAGCUGUACCUUACCGACGGGAACCACCAUCCUGUGACCAGGGAUCUCGUGCACGUUGGCGCGCAGGUUGCCAGGGCAGGGGCAUUCAUGCACGGUCGUGGGCUUCUACACAGGGACAUCGCAGCCCGAAAUUGCCUGAUCGAGCCAAGCAGUCUUCGCGUGCGAUUAGCCGACACUGCUCUGGCGCGAGAUCUCUUCCCUCAGGAUUACCAUUGUCUAGGCGAUAACGAGAACAGACCCAUUCGUUGGAUGGCCUUGGAGACCCUCCAGCACAGUCAGUACAGCACGGCAACGGACGUGUGGUCAUUCGGAGUGUUUCUCUGGGAACUGGCGACGCUGGGCCAGCAACCGUACGUCGAAGUGGACCCAUUCGAGAUGAUGGCGUGUCUUCGCGAUGGCUACCGACUGGCUCAACCUAGACCGUGCCCCGACGAACUCUUCGCCGUGAUGGCCGUUUGUUGGCUAGGCCUCUCCAGGGAUCGACCGACCAUGCCCCAGCUCCUAGCCUAUCUGCAAGACUUCCACGACGCUCUCGGCGGGUUCAUAUAAAACAUUCGCACCUGAAUGCGUGGUUCCUUGAGAAUAAUUAAUGUAUCGGACAAAAAUCGUUUCGUACUCAGAUAGAAUUAAAACGAGGAUCUCGUCCAGAGAGAGGGAGGAUGAGAUACGUAGAUCAGGCUUGUUCAACUGGACGUGCGAUGAACAAAAGCACCCUCUGUCAAAGGGAAAACUGAGAGCAAUUCUUCAUGUGGUCAAUAAGUAACCCAAUGCAAGGCAGUCUAUGGGUUAGGCUUCUUCCUCUUUCACACGUCACAUCCUACAUAGGGCCCAGUGGUAGGUGCCUGAUGUCUAAUUCAGAACCCAGACUCUAGUCCUGUCCACCAUCUUUUGCGUAUUUUGACUUAAGCGCCGCGGUAUGCUAGAAGUAUAAAAGGAAAAUAUUGUACAGUUACAAUUAUGGAAACCAUGCAUGAGAGUACGCAUGGCCUAGUCACUUGUGAGGAAACACGCAAGAUCACAAACUCUGUCUACUUUUGACCCGAGGUGUAACUUGUACAAUGACGUUCGGGAUGUAAAACGAACAUCGUCAAGGACGAUGUACGUCAUAAAUAAGGACGAAACCCUCCGAGAGCGCGAGCACGUACCAGUGCUCGUAAAUCUCGAUCAAGAACGAACGUGGACAUGAAAUCGUACGAGAGAAGAGCGAAAAAUCACUGCCCAUUUGCGAUUAUUGAUUGCCAACGACAAUACGCGUCCUCAUUCGUGGGAUGGGCGUAAUCGUUUUCGAAAUUCCGUUUCGAGGACACCGGAGAAUCAAAACAGGAGAUCGUCGACCGAGCGGCGCCGCAAUUUCGUGGAUUGGAACGACUCGAUUAGGGUGACGAACGGCUCGGCGAUAGGAAGAUCGACGCGAAUACAUCCGUCCAUAGCAGUUAAACAAAGAAAAAAAAAAAAAAAGAAUCCACUCGAAGCGCACAACAUUUUUUAUAGCUUGACAGGUGAACGCGACGCAGCAGCAGAAACCGCGACGACGCCUGCGUCCCGGCAACCGACGCCGCUCGUCGCAAGAGCCGCGACGUCAUUGCUCAGGCGCAUCAUGGGAAUUCUUCGUUUGGAAUAGGGCCGGGGCUAGUUUACCAAUUUUUUUUUUUUUUUUUUUUUUUUUUCGUUGAUUAUGACAAUAUUCCAAGAUUCGUGUGAUUCGGUGAAUGUAACUCGAAUACUUGAGUAUUGGAUAGAAAUUGAAUAGUCGAGUCUUCUAACGGUACUCGAGUAGUCAAGUGUUCGGGUACUACUCAAAUAUUUGAAGUGUUCGAAUACGAACAAUAAGGUAUUCGGAUACCACUAGAAUAUUCGAACAUUUGAAUAGCUUUCGAAUGCGUGACUUAAGAGUCCUGUUUGAAUACUCGAGUAUACGAAUAUUCUGUGCAUUGACAAAGUAUUCUUUACGUACAACCAGAACAUGUAAUUUACAUAUUAAAUAAAGUUAUUCUUUAUUUUAAUAUUUCAUUGUAUAGAGGUGAUUACACUGUAAAGGAUUUCCUGUAGCGUGCCAAUCUUAAAUCGUAAAUCGUAAAAAGAAAAUUCUCAAACACCACAAAAAUGUUUGGUGCUCCAGGCGCGUGUAUCUCUUAAAGAUGGAUUAAAUCGUGGGUCAUCCUCGAAGAGGUCCAAAGUGUUUCCUGUCGGCCGACUGCGCGAAAGCACGACUGUUCAAUAGUUAUUUAUCAACAAUUCGCGAUUGCGAAGGUGAUCGUAUGUGGAACAACGGAGAGAGCAAAAUCAAAGCUCGGAACACGUAGAAAUCUUUAUUGUCGUGUCUGACCUUCGGUAGGCAUAUGCUGUUGCGUAAAUGGGCGGUCGAACUAUACGUACUCGUAGUUAUGUAUCUAUUAGCCACACCGCGCAAGUCACUUUAAAUAUCCACGUCUCGCGUCAGGUUGCGCGAAUUAUGCAAGUUCGCGACGUCGUGGUUUUCGCUGAGCAUUUAACAGAUUUAACCCUUUGCGACCUGGCGUUAUCAUCCUACGCGUCGAGCGAAUAGAACCGAAAGUAAGAACCAUCGUUUGGCGACCCAUUUCAAUCCACACGUGGACAUGGAUGAAGUACUUAUUUUAAUAAAAUAUCCGAUAAAGGGAAUAAUGAAUAAGUGUAUUUGUUUAACGAGUAAAGAUUGAGUGUAUUUAUUCGAUGAAUGAAGAUAUUAUAUUUAUUCAGCUUCAGCUUCGAAUAAUGUUUUCGCACCUCCUCGUAUCUUUAUUCGAAGGAUUCGAAUAAAUCCCGUAAUUCCUAACAAAGUGUCGCUAUUCUCGUAAAUUAAUUUAAACUGCGUCGAGUGUAACAAAGGUCGCAAAGGAUUAAUCGAAAGCAACGGUUCGAACGAUACUGUUCGGAUAUAUUUUGUGUCUUUUAUGCGAGCUGCUUUUCAAAUUAGGCGCCACGCGUGGAUCGAGCAACUACUUACCCUCUCGAAACGGGUACUUUUGUAUCUUAAGUAGAUUUGUAUUUAUUCAUUGGGACCCUGCCAACAAGUAAAUGAGUUCUAUCUAGUCAGUCUUCGAAAGUUAGUAUUAAUUGGAAGUUAUCUCAUCUACGAAAAAAGAUUCAUUUUGUACAUUUAUUCAUUUAUUUAUUAUCACGGUUCCAAUUCUAGCUUUGAAACUGGACUUUGAUGUACAAAGGGUUGGAAGACAUUCUCGAUAGCGCAACGCUAUAGAUCGAUCGAGGUGGGCAGAAUAAUUUUAUUCGAACAGUAAAUAACGAAUAAAAGCUCUGUACAGCAAUUUAUUCGCAACUUUAUUUAUACGUUCAAACCGAAAUAUACUUCGCACGUACAAUUAAAACUCUAAUUUGGAUCGAACAAACAACGAACCGAAAGCCGUUUAUCUUUCAUUCGUUAUUCGAGAUCCUUUAUUUAGACGCGAAUUUCGCCCACCUCGGCUCGAAGUUCUCGAAGCCGGCGAUAAUCGCGGCAGAAAAUUCCUGAAAAGACGCGAGAUGACGUAACGCACACGUUUUAAAUGUACUCGAUGUGUAAAUGUCGCAUGUUCCUGACUACGACCAUUAACUUUAUCGCACUCUCUCUUUUUCGUCCCUUUCCCCCAAGCUCCCUUUUACGACUAUACUUCGACAUUUAUACAGAAGGCCCCGUGUCUACUCUGGGGCCUCGUAAACUAUCGCUACGAGCAUUCCACUACUAAUAAUUAAUAUUACUACUUAAAGUAACUUAUCGCUCGCCACUAUUUAUUACGACGUCCUAAGAGUUCACUUAUUUCGCGAAAUCGUCGUCACUAUGAUAUAUAUAUAUAUAUAUAUGUCCCGGUAUUCGUUAUUCGUUGGAUGUCUUUUUACGAUAUUAAUGGAGGAACAGGGUAGGCUAGCGCUGCACACUUUUUCGCUAUCGCUGUACAAUUUGGAAAAAAAGAAAAUGCCUCGUGUUUCCCACGCCGAUGUUACUCCUCUUUCGUCCCUCCUUCUACGAGGGCUCUACGCACGGAUAAAAAAAAAAAGAAGGAAAAAAAAAGAAAAAAGUAAAUGGCGGGGGAGAGCUUUUUUCGAUGCACGUCCUCUGAUUCUCGAUCUCGCCGACAACCCCCUGAACGCAACCGAAGACCUCAUCGAGAGACAGUUCCAGUCACUGUAAAUAUCUCUAGCGAAUAAUAGUGGUGCGCCGAGUGAGUUGAUUUGUGCAGAUUCUAUUAUUUCCUACGACGAUUUACGGCAUUAUUUUUCAACGGAAAGUGAAAUAUACGUGUUAAAAAAAGGAAACGAUA